This is a messenger RNA of Colletotrichum navitas, 879 nucleotides long. RefSeq lists its product as uncharacterized. The transcript has a single exon. The coding region runs from base 270 to 728 and encodes 152 amino acids. The record is from RefSeq and is a predicted model, not a curated record. NCBI's taxonomy places the organism in Eukaryota, Fungi, Ascomycota, Sordariomycetes, Glomerellales, Glomerellaceae.
UCGGACUGACCCGAACGGGGUUAGCUCAUUGUCGAAUGCCGUCUUACCUGAGCGACUAUCGAUGGCUUCCCGAGGACGGGCCAAUGCCUUUGCGGGCGAAAGCUUCGCCUGCAUCCGUGGUUACUUGGUAAUAACUUGUACUUUUGCUUCGGGCAAGCUGAAGCCGUGGUCCCGGCGCGAGAGGUUGAUCUCCAUGUUCAUGCCGCGCGCGAGCCACUCGUUGUUAGCAGAGGUGUUGAUGGCUACGGUGCAGCUGGAGAGAUUGAUGGAUGGGCUUUCCCACUCUUCCCACUCUUCCCACUCUUCCCACUCCCACUCGAGCGCCUUCUUUUGUCUCUUUCUUUGCCUCUUGGCCUUCGUACCUCCGCUUGGAGGCCGUGUUUCCCUUCCCUUCCCGUAUACCCACGGACGUUGAUAGGCACCGAGUAAGCAGCAGCACAGCUCUGAUAGGCGGCGCAUCAAUAUUUUGGUUGCAGCCUGGAGCAUGGGGUCGUCACCGUAGGGCAGAUCCCCAGUCGGCUCGAGCGGGUAUGGGCGACAUCCCCAUCCUCCCCUGUUGUCCCGUUUUGCUCACCGCUAGCUUCCUUCCCUCCCCAUUCUCAUCCCGGAUCGGAUUGAGAGAAAGAGAUACAGCAUACAUGCGGAAAGAGCCCGAAACACCUGGCUUGCUACAUAUUUUGUGUGCGCGUCUUUUCUCAGGCGUCGUUCGGAUUCCGCCUGAUGAGUGAAAUCAACCGCUUUCCAGCCUCUAUGUUACAUAGCACCACUCUGCCCAUGCGCCCGCGUUACAUGAGGCCAUGCAGCAUCUCCCUCCCCAUACAUAGAUAGUAUUAUCACCGUGUGCUCCAGUGAGCCUCAGCCUGUCCAGGGAUGGGGGGU